Lactuca sativa (garden lettuce) is the source of this 788-nucleotide messenger RNA. Its product is annotated as calmodulin-7. The record is from RefSeq and is a predicted model, not a curated record. Gene Ontology annotation, molecular function: calcium ion binding. Gene Ontology annotation, cellular component: myosin II complex. Lineage: Eukaryota; Viridiplantae; Streptophyta; Magnoliopsida; Asterales; Asteraceae.
UAAACGCAGUCCCUGAGUUGUAACACCACCCCUCGAUCUUACCACGAUUUUUCAUCUUCCCUUCCUCCUGUGUUGAAAAGCAAUGGCGGAUCAGCUUACCGAUGAUCAGAUCUCCGAAUUCAAGGAAGCUUUUAGCCUAUUCGAUAAGGACGGAGAUGGUUGUAUCACUACUAAGGAGCUUGGAACCGUUAUGAGAUCUCUAGGACAAAAUCCAACAGAAGCUGAGCUUCAGGACAUGAUCAAUGAGGUUGAUGCUGAUGGGAAUGGGACCAUUGAUUUCCCUGAGUUCCUGAAUCUGAUGGCAAGAAAGAUGAAGGACACAGACUCUGAAGAAGAACUCAAGGAGGCUUUCCGGGUGUUUGACAAGGAUCAAAAUGGCUUCAUUUCUGCAGCUGAGCUUCGCCAUGUUAUGACAAAUCUUGGUGAGAAACUGACUGAUGAGGAAGUUGAUGAAAUGAUCCGUGAGGCUGAUGUGGAUGGUGAUGGCCAGAUCAACUAUGAGGAAUUCGUGAAGGUGAUGAUGGCAAAGUGAGAGAACAAGGUUCGAUCUUUAAAAAAAAAAAGAGGUAAGAAUCAAUCUCAGUAGAGAAGUUAACAUGGUGGUUUUUUAAGAUUUGGUAUGAUUCUAUUUGUGCUUAAGAUUCAAUUUGUAUUCUUAUUUUAGAGGUUGUUGGGUGCUUUUGGUUUAUCCUGUUUCAAAUUUAUUUCUAGUCCAACUCUGUCAUUUGCUUGCAUGUUUCCUCAGUGUAUCUUAUUUACUAUUAGUAACUUGAGUUAGUUCUUUCUUA